Molecule: messenger RNA, 1164 nt
Organism: Parathielavia appendiculata
Lineage: Eukaryota; Fungi; Ascomycota; Sordariomycetes; Sordariales; Chaetomiaceae
Exons: 2
Coding region: 1-1164 (387 amino acids)
Source: RefSeq, a predicted model, not a curated record
AUGGAAACGACGCCAAUUACUGGGCUCGACGAGCUCGACAGGCACCUUGACGAUCUCAUCCAGGAUCCCUGUUUGGAGGUAAACCCAAAGCUGUUUGACGAUGUCGAACUCCAGCUUACAGAAAGCAACAUCCCUCCGCUAAUCCUCCGGUUCCUCUCCCGACUUACAGUACUCCUCAAGCAGUACACCCAAGACCCAGCCGUCAUUGUCAGCCUGACCAUCAAGCUUCUGGGACCCGUUUCGCUCGUCGAGAUUAUGCAAAUGGCCGCACCGGAAGAGCUCAUCCAAGCCCUUGACUCCCCGGCGCCGGCGGCAAAUUUGCUCGCCAUGACCAUCCUCCACAAAGCGGCUGCCAGCCCACAGGAAGUCACCAUACUCUCCAACAUCCCCAACCUCGUUGCAGCUUUUAUCACCCGCUGGCUAGCCGCGCCGCAAGUUGAAGUCGGCCAGAAGGGCGGCAAAGUUCUUGGCGACCUCCUCGACAUCGACUGCGAACUGCCGCCACCACCACCAACCACCCGCCCAGUUGACGUGACGCACACCGAGCUGGUAUUACGCAAAACCCCGGGGCAGGGCAGGCUCUGGAACCUCGUCUUCCAGGACCCAACCGUGUACACUCUCCUCCUGGACCUGAUCUCGGGCCGGCACCCGGACACGGCCUGCAACCCGCACCAACUCUCCCUCGCCCAGGGCCGCGUCCUGCGCAUCCUGCCACGCCUGGCAUUCAUCGACUUCCACGCCGUUACCCACUCCGACAUCACCCCGCCCGCACCAGUGCACCUUACAAACGGAACCAGCAACGGCGAACCGCAAUUGCUCAACGGGGGCGACCACCAACCCCCCAAUUCAAACCCACCUCGGCCGGGCGAAGGUUUCCUGCAAUACGCGGCCCUGCGCAUGGUGCGCAAGUCGGACGUGCUCAUGCACCUCAGCCUGGUCGACUUCUUCGAGGCGCUGGUCAGCCUGAUGCGCGUCACCGAGCAGUCUCCCCUUAAAGUGGAGACGCUGCGGGCGGUGCUCGGCGAGGCGACGGCCGGGGACGAGGUGCUGCGUGAGGCGCUGCUGAGCCUGCCGGACCGGACUGUCGAGGAGGAGGCGGAGGACUUAAGGAGCUGGUUGGUGGAUGUUAUGCCGGGGGAGGAGGUACGGCUAGCGAUGCGCUGA